GUAGUCUAAUCAGAAUGCAUCAGUUGAUUUACCGGCGACAUGGAGGCAGUUCGAAACGACGCUCCAAGCCGCCGGAGCCCUAUCACCGGUCGUCAACCCUCUUCCGGUGCCGGACCAUCCCCGAUUCUUCGUGAUAAUGUAGAUAUAUCAAGGCGAGCUUCCUCAAGCUUAUCAGCAUCCAUGCAUUAUUCAUUGAGAAUCUCCCACCCGUCUCAGACACACACGCAGCCAAGAUGGCCGUCGAUACACUCCCCACACCCAUCCAGCCUAAGAGCGUGAAGUUCGCCAUUGAUCGAGGUGGCACCUUCACGGAUGUCUUUGCUGCUGUGCCAGGUCGGGAUGACAUAGUGCUCAAGCUAUUGUCCGUUGACCCUGGCAGUUACGAUGAUGCGCCAGCAGAAGGCAUUCGCCGAGUACUUGAGAUUGUCUCUGGAAAACCAGUUCCACGAGGUUCUCCUAUACCCAAGGACUUAAUUCAUUCAAUUCGAAUGGGAACAACGGUUGCUACAAACGCACUGUUGGAAAGGAAAGGAACAAGACAUGCAUUUGUGGUCAACCAAGGGUUUGGCGACUUAUUAGAGAUCGGCUACCAGUCGAGGCCAAAGCUAUUUGACCUCGAUAUUAGGAAGCCGGAGCUACUCUACGACAAAGUGGUCGAAGUCUCCGAGCGCAUCACCGUCGAAGAAUUCGACGAAGACAUCACAAAAGACAAUCGUCCACCUCUCCAGGAAAUCCCAGGUGUCCUUGUGAAAGGCAUCACCGGUGAAAUCCUACGCAUUAUCCGUCCUCUAGACGAGACGGAAGUACGGGAAAAGCUAUCCCAGCUUAAAGCAGACGGCAUCGAUACGCUUGCGAUAUGUCUAGCGCAUUCGUACAUCUAUCCCUUCCACGAGCAGAGGAUCGCGGAGAUCGCGAAGGAAAUGGGAUUCACUCACGUCUCGACAUCUUCUUCCGUUGGCGCGAACAUGAUCAAGAUGAUCUCGCGAGGCAGUUCUGCUUCUGCCGACGCGUACCUCACCCCAGAAAUCACCCGCUACGUAUCGGGUUUCGCAAAGGUCUUCGCCGACGGCAACCUGGAUGGUGUAUCGUGUGAAUUCAUGCAAUCCGAUGGCGGACUCGUUAGCCAUAAGAACUUCAAUGGUCUAAGAGGCAUUCUUAGUGGCCCUGCUGGAGGUGUUGUUGGCCACGCUAGGACUUCUUACGACGGAAAUUCUCCUAUUGUCGGUUUCGAUAUGGGUGGUACAAGUACAGACGUCUCGCGAUACGGAGGAACCUUCGACCAUGUAUUUGAAACGACAACGGCGGGCGUUUCUAUACAGUCCCCGCAGCUGGAUAUUAAUACGGUAGCUGCUGGUGGUGGCUCCAUGCUUUUCUUCAGGGACGGACUAUUCGUAGUCGGACCUGACAGUGCCGGAGCUCACCCUGGACCUGCUUCAUAUAGGAAAGGAGGACCGUUGACAGUCACCGACGCAAACCUGUUUCUUGGGCGAUUAAUACCGGAUUAUUUCCCCAAAAUCUUCGGUCCCAGUGAAGAUCUUCCACUCGACACCGAUAUCGUAGUACAGAAGUUCGAGGAGCUUACGGCACGGAUAAACGCGGAGACUGGGCGCUCUAUGACUCCCCUUGAGGUUGCCCACGGCUUCAUUGACGUGGCUAAUGAGUCCAUGAGCCGUCCCAUCCGCGCACUUACCGAGGCGCGCGGCUUUGAAACGGGACAACAUAACCUCGCAACUUUCGGCGGUGCUGGUGGACAGCACGCGUGUGAGAUCGGGAAGAAACUGGGUAUUAAGAGGAUAGUUAUCCAUAAGUACUCCAGUAUUCUCUCGGCUUACGGCAUGGCUCUGGCGGAGGUUGUACAAGAAGCCCAGGAACCGAGCUCUGAGAUCCUAUCCGAGGAAUCUCUCUUUCGAUUGAUGGCUCGGAUGCAGGAGCUCAAAGCGAAAGCCACUGAGAGUCUUAUUUCACAGGGAAUUCGAGAGGAAUUCAUCGAACAUGAACAGUAUCUAAAUCUUAGAUACCAAGGAACUGAUACUAACUUCAUGCUCCUUGCCCCGGUUGACGGUAAUUGGAGAUCGGCACUUGAGAAGGAACAUCUGAGAGAGUUGUCCUUCGUCUUCCCUAGCGAUAAGAAGGUUCAUGUCGACAAUGUGAGAGUUCGUGGGGUUGGAAGGAGCACAGAGGUUAGCCAUGAUAACUCGAAGCUCGUGAAGGAACUCAAGUCUCACGCCGGCUUGGAGGUUCAGGGUGGAGAGGAUAAAAUCACGAAAGCAUACUUCGCAGCAGGCGGCCUGCAACCGACUAAAGUCUUCCGACUUAAUAAGCUCGCCCCAGGUAGCGUCGUAUCCGGUCCAGCGAUAAUCAUCGACAACACCCAGACGAUAGUAAUCGUGCCGAAAUCACAAGCGCGGAUUCUAAGUUCUCACGUUGUUAUUGAUCUGGUCGAUGAGAAACCCGAGCAGUCUGGAGACGAGCAUGAGCUUAUAGUGGAUCCGAUCAAAUUGAGCAUUUUCGGUCAUCGAUUCAUGAGCAUCGCAGAACAGAUGGGUAGGACUCUGCAGAAGACAAGUAUUUCCAUCAACAUCAAGGAACGUCUGGACUUCUCUUGCGCCAUCUUCGGCCCAGAUGGCGACCUAGUGGCGAAUGCACCGCACGUUCCUGUUCAUCUUGGCUCAAUGUCGUAUGCUGUCAAGUAUCAACACACCCUCCACCAAGGAAAAUUACGCCCUGGAGAUGUAUUAGUUUCGAAUGCUCCCACAUGUGGAGGCACUCACUUGCCAGAUAUUACUGUCAUCACCCCUGUAUUUGAUACAGAUGGCGAAACGAUUUGCUUUUACACAGCCUCAAGAGGCCACCAUUUGGAUAUUGGUGGUUAUCGUGGUAACUCUAUGCCGCCUGACUCAACCGAACUAUGGCAAGAAGGAGCUUACAUCGAAUCCUUCUUCCUAGUCCGCGACAACCAUUUCGACGAGGAGGGUAUCGUCAAGAUUCUCCUUGAACCUGGGAAAUAUCCCGACUGCAGCGGCUCGAGACGACUAAAUGACAAUUUAUCCGAUCUGAAGGCUCAAAUUGCAGCAAACACCAAAGGCAGCAAUCUCAUUAGAGCUCUGAUGGAAGAAUAUUCCAGAAGCACAGUUCAUUUCUACAUGAAGAAGAUCCAAGAGAACGCUGAAGUUUCCGUUCGUGGGUAUCUGAAAUCGGCUUACAAGAAGUACGGAUCAAAACCGCUCAAGGCAAAGCAAUUCCUGGACAACGGCUCUAUGAUGACCGUCUCAAUUACCAUAGACGAAAGCGGCUUCGGCACAUUCGAUUUCACCGGGACGUCAUGCGAAAUGCUGUCAAACAUGAACGCCCCCCCAGCCAUCACAUACUCAGCACUAAUAUACACCCUACGCCUCCUAAUCGGGUCCGACAUCCCCCUAAACCAAGGCUGCCUAGCCCCCACAAAAGUCAUCCUCCCCAAGAACUGCUUCCUGAACCCGUCCUCCGGCCCCGCCGUCUGCUGCGGCAACACCCUGACCUCGCAACGUCUCGUCGACCUCUUCCUCAACGCCUUCGAAGCCUCCGCCGGAUCGCAAGGGUGCAUGAACUGCUUCGGCUUCUUCGGGAACUGCAAAGACGACUCCGGCGAGCCCCAAAGCGGCUUCGGCUUCGGCUACGGCGAGACCAUCUGCGGCGGCAGCGGCGCGGGCCCCACCUGGCACGGCGCCAGCGCGGUCCAGAUCCACAUGACGAACACCAGAACAACCGAUAUCGAGAUCAUAGAAAAGCGGUACCCGGUCCUCGUCAACGAGUUCUCGAUCCGCAAGGGCAGCGGCGGGCGCGGCAAGUUCAAUGGCGGAUGUGGGAUUGUAAGGGAUUGGCUGUGCCGAUACCCGCUUACCUACGGCCUCAUCACCGAGCGCAGGGUCCACCAGCCCUACGGCAUGAUGGGCGGUGAGCCCGGCGAGUGUGGUGCGAAUUACUGGGUUCAGAGGCAGGAGGAUGGGAGUGAGCGCUGGGUUAAUAUCGGGUCGCGUGGUCAGAUUAAUAUGAAGGAGGGCGAUCGGUGUGUUAUUCAUACCCCUGGUGGUGGUGGUUGGGGGGUUCCGGAUGAGGAUGAGGGUGGGGUGAAGACGAAUGGGGUGAAUGGGGUGAAUGGGAAUAAGGUCGCGUAUCCAAGGGCUACGGGCAGUUUGCAUGCUUAUGCGGCUGCUCAGGAGGCGUCUUCUUGAGCUUGUGGUAGUGGCAUUUUUUCUAUGGCAUGAGCAUUUUUUCUUCGUUGCAUUUGAAUGGGUAUCAUCGUAUUGGGUUGUAAAUGCAUAUUUAUUCGUAUUUAUACGUGCAAAUGAGUCGAAUUUGUAACUUGAUUUAUACUCGGUCCAGUCGAGUUUGAAAAUUCUCAUUCAGCUGUCUG
This is a messenger RNA of Annulohypoxylon maeteangense, 4393 nucleotides long. Its product is annotated as Hydantoinase B/oxoprolinase-domain-containing protein. Gene Ontology annotation, molecular function: 5-oxoprolinase (ATP-hydrolyzing) activity. NCBI's taxonomy places the organism in Eukaryota, Fungi, Ascomycota, Sordariomycetes, Xylariales, Hypoxylaceae. Gene Ontology annotation, cellular component: cytosol. The transcript has 9 exons. Gene Ontology annotation, biological process: glutathione metabolic process. The record is from RefSeq and is a predicted model, not a curated record. Bases 234 to 4211 code for a protein of 1325 amino acids.